AUGGGUGCGGCGCAUUUUAGCAAUGAGAGGGUUUUCAGAGGGUUUCUGGUUUGGUUCUGCUUCUGGGGAUUGCUCUGUCUAACAUGCGCUGGGAGGCCCAGUGUUUCAAAGCAGAAUUUCGAAGUGCACAAGCACUUGAAACGCCUGAAUAAACCAGCCGUUAAGAGCAUUCAGAGCUCAGAUGGUGACAUAAUAGACUGUGUUCACAUAUCCAAGCAACCAGCUUUUGAUCAUCCUUUCCUCAAAGACCACAAGAUUCAGACGAAACCGAGUUACAUCCCAGGAAUGCUCUUUGAUGAUAACAAAGUGUCUGAGAAGCCAAAAGAGAGAAUCAAUCCAGUCACUCAGUUAUGGCACCAGAAUGGAGCCUGUUCCGAAGGAACCAUACCAGUGAGGAGGACAAAGAAAGAUGAUGUUUUGAGGGCGAGUUCUGUUAAAAGGUACGGCAAGAAGAAGCUCCGUACUGUUCCUCUGCCAAGAUCUGCUGAUCCUGAUCUCAUCAACCAAAGUGGUCAUCAGCACGCCAUAGCUUAUGUGGAAGGAGGCGAAUUUUAUGGGGCCAAGGCGACAAUGAAUGUAUGGGAACCAAAAGUACAAAGCUCAAAUGAGUUUAGCCUGUCUCAGCUGUGGAUUCUUGGAGGUGCUUUUGGUCAAGAUCUCAACAGCAUCGAAGCUGGUUGGCAGGUUAGUCCGGACUUAUAUGGGGAUAACAACACAAGGCUUUUCACAUACUGGACUAGCGAUGCUUAUCAAGCUACUGGCUGCUACAAUCACCUUUGUUCGGGUUUUAUACAAAUCAACAGUCAAGUAGCACUGGGAGCCAGCAUUUCUCCGGUGUCUGGCUUCCGUAACUCGCAGUACGAUAUCAGCAUUACCAUUUGGAAGGAUCCGAAAGAAGGGCACUGGUGGAUGCAGUUUGGAGAUGGGUAUGUGUUGGGAUACUGGCCAAGCUUUCUGUUCUCCUACUUAGCUGAUAGUGCAUCGAUAGUGGAAUGGGGAGGAGAAGUGGUGAACAUGGAAGAAGAUGGUCACCACACGACCACGCAAAUGGGAAGCGGUCAGUUUCCGGAUGCAGGGUUCACGAAAGCGAGUUACUUUCGGAAUAUUCAAGUCGUCGAUAGCUCUAAUAAUCUGAAAGAACCAAAAGGGCUCAACACUUUCACCGAGAAAUCGAAUUGCUAUGAUGUUGAGGUUAAUAAGAAUGAUGAAUGGGGACAUUACUUUUACUAUGGAGGUCCUGGAAGAAACCCUAGUUGUCAGUAG
Molecule: messenger RNA, 1263 nt
Organism: Microthlaspi erraticum
Lineage: Eukaryota; Viridiplantae; Streptophyta; Magnoliopsida; Brassicales; Brassicaceae
Source: the annotation of a GenBank genome assembly